AUGACCCAUCUUAAAAGAGUUGCACCAGCUGAUUGGAGAAGGGUUGCAGCUAGAAUUAUCAGCCAAGGGUACUUGGAUUUUGUUAUGGAGUUACAAGUCGCCUUUAACAGACAUGACUCAAUAUGGGUUAUAGUGGAUAAGUUACACAAGAUUGCUCACUUUAUUCCUGUUAGAGCUAACUACUUUGUGGAUAAGUUAGCCCAGGUGAAUGUAGCGGAGAUAAUCAGGUUGCAUAAAACUCCAGUAACAAUAGUCUUCGACAGAGGACCACAGUUCACUUUAAGGUUUUGGCACUUUCUUCUAAAUGAAUAA
Messenger RNA from Hevea brasiliensis (rubber tree), 312 nucleotides. RefSeq lists its product as uncharacterized. The transcript has a single exon. Gene Ontology annotation, molecular function: nucleic acid binding. Lineage: Eukaryota; Viridiplantae; Streptophyta; Magnoliopsida; Malpighiales; Euphorbiaceae. The record is from RefSeq and is a predicted model, not a curated record. Bases 1 to 312 code for a protein of 103 amino acids.